Molecule: messenger RNA, 830 nt
Organism: Phragmites australis (common reed)
Lineage: Eukaryota; Viridiplantae; Streptophyta; Magnoliopsida; Poales; Poaceae
Product: CASP-like protein 5C1
Exons: 3
Coding region: 317-787 (156 amino acids)
Cellular component (GO): membrane
Source: RefSeq, a predicted model, not a curated record
UCAAAGCAGUAACCAUGACGAGCAAAGGCCUUUCCGGAGAAUCAACUCCCCCUGCCGGUGGUGCGGUGCCCCGCAUCCAUCCAUCCCAAAAGCCCCGGCCUUUCCAUCUUGUUCGGUUGUUCCCUGCUUCUGUUCAACUCGCUCCACAAUUCCAUUCCGUUUCUCCAUUUGCAUCAAUAGGACCUUAGGAGAGCGCGCACGGGCAGGGAAUCCCCAAGAAAGCAAGAACUGUUGGCGCCGGAGAGGAGCAGGGUGGUUGGUACCGCGCGCGCGCGUAUGGGAUGAGAGGGUGGUGCUUGAGGGGCGUGGUCCGGGAAUGGAGAACGUAGAUAGGGCGGGGGCAGGGGCCGUCGGCAGCGCCGGCAGCCUCGGCCUCCGCGUCGGGCAGGCUGCCUUCUCGUCGGCGUCCCUGCUGUUCAUGUCCGUCGGCGUCGAGUUCUUCAGCUACACCGCCUUCUGCUUCCUGGUCACGAUCAUGGGUCUGGUCAUCCCCUGGAGCUGCACGCUCGCCAUGAUCGACGUGUACUCCAUACUUGUAGGAUGCCCUCUUCGCGUGCCUGGCGUCAUGGUUAUCGUUGUUGUGGGAGACUGGGUCCUGUCGAUACUCUCGUUUGCAGCUGCCUGCUCGAGCGCCGCGGUCAUCGAUCUCCUCCUCCAAUUCCACGGAUCCCACUGUUCCCCGAGGUUCUGCGGGAGGUACCAGUUGUCUGCCAUGAUGGCGUUCUUGUCCUGGUUCUUGACGGCUGCUUCAGCGGUCUUCAACUUCUGGUUCAUCGCCUCCCGAUGAUCACUGUAACUGCUGAAUUAAUUCCAGAAAAUGGUUCCGGACA